Messenger RNA from Orbicella faveolata, 1879 nucleotides. RefSeq names its product beta-2 adrenergic receptor-like. Gene Ontology annotation, biological process: G protein-coupled receptor signaling pathway. Gene Ontology annotation, cellular component: membrane. Gene Ontology annotation, molecular function: G protein-coupled receptor activity. The record is from RefSeq and is a predicted model, not a curated record. Lineage: Eukaryota; Metazoa; Cnidaria; Anthozoa; Scleractinia; Merulinidae.
AAUGCCAAUUAAAGUUGAUGAAGCCUCUCUUGAUUUUUUUUCAAUAUCUCCCAACACCUCGAAGGCGUAAAGCUUUUUAUGAGAAAUGUUAAUUUUGCUUCUUUGCUCAGACGCUCUCACUUGUUUUCGCUUACGUCCGUCAAUGUUAUUGUUGUACUGGAUUCGAUUACACCUUACAGUUAUCCACUUUUCGUUUAAACAAGGACAUAAUAUUGUGGAAUCAGAAGAAACUGUGCGAAGAUUCAACAUGCCUCGCCUGUUUAACUCAUCAUCCAUUUUGUCAAAUUCAAGUUAUCGAGAAAAUAAUUCAAGCAGCAAAACAGAUCCUGAACAAACAGAGUUCCUUCCCGUGCCGUUGAUAGUAACUUUGUCCUUCAUGUGCCUGCUGAUUAUUGUAGUUAAUGGCCUCGUAAUCUUCUUGAUCCACAAAAAGGAAUCACUGAGAACAAUCACCAACAUGUUUCUUGCUUCACUGGCGCUUUCAGAUCUCAUGUCAGGUCUGGUGGGAAUUCCUCUUCUUGUCAUUUGCUUGGUGAGGGACCUAAUUAACGUCUGUGUGUCUUCGGCCAUUUUUAUUCGGUUCACCGCCAUCUCUUCAGUUUGCCAUGUUCUGCUCAUCAACUGUGAUCGUUACAUUUUUAUAGUUCACGGUAUGCAAUACCACUCUCUCGUAACCAAACAGCGAGCAAUCGUCGCCACUAUUGUUGUUUGGCUAUUUUCUUUAUUAUCUUCUGUUAUUCAAUUGUCUUGGUACUUAUUUUAUGAGAUUGCUUUCAGCGAAUAUGAGGAAAUAACAGAAGACUUAAACAGAAAGUAUAGCAUAGCUUGUAUUGUCUUGUUUUUUGCAGUACCUUUGUUGUUAAUGUGUUAUAUUUAUGGACGUAUUUUUCAAAUUUCUUGUAAAAGUAACAAAACUGAUCGUCAAGCCAGCAAGAAUCUUUAUCAACCUUCUCGAUCGUUACUUCAUGAGUGGCGCGGACGAAGUGUUUUGUUGAUCACAAUAGUGAUUUUCGCCGGUUGCUGGUUGCCCUACUUCGUGGCGAUGAUUGAUGACUACAUGAACACUUCAGAACAGUCUCCAAUGCCACUUUGGGCUCAGCGUUUGCUAUUAUUUCUUGGUUUUACUCCACCGAUUUUAAACACGAUCCUGUGCACAUUAGCUAAGAAAGAUUUCCGUCGGGCGUUAAAGCGAGUUGUACUCCAACGAAAAAAGAAUGUGUCGGCCAAUUUCAGUGUACACCAGAAACAAAUAAGUCUGAACAUUCCCUCCACUUGAAUCACUUUCUUCGAAGGAGUUAAAGUUCUCAUUCAACCACCUUACUAAAACAAGCCGCAAUACAGCCAUUCUUUGGAAUACCUCCGGAACUGGCAAAAAAUCACAUUCUGUAUGCUCGCGUAAUGAAUGGUCUUAUGCAAGACUGCGGCUAAAACAUGUUCUUUGUAUCCCUAUUUUUUCAGUCGGACUUGAAACACGACGAAACGGAUUUUAAGGCAACUAACUGUGAGGGCUAUCUUUUUCCUGGAUGUGGCGCUUUAACCUCAAUAUGUUGUAACACUGACUGGCCAAACAGGUCACAGUAAGCCUAUCUCUUUCAACGAGGGUUCCUAGGUUCGACCAUUAUUCUAGCGCAAAAUAAGGCAGGAAUCCUCUCUUCAUCCCACCUGGGGUCUGUGAAUAGUAAGGCCCAAAAUAUUCUCAUUUGAAUCAAGUCCUUCCUUGAGCAAUUUUAAUUUGCGCAAUCUCUAGCAAGAAAACCCUGAGAGGGCAAUUCUUAUCCUUACACAACUUUCAACUGAUUCUACUGUUUGCUUAUUUUUGUUUCAUAUUAUUUAUUUCAUUUGUGCUGAGGCCUUGCUUUAAAAAAAUGGUACUUUUUAA